This is a messenger RNA of Xylona heveae TC161, 4157 nucleotides long. Its product is annotated as splicing factor 3B subunit 1. The record is from RefSeq and is a predicted model, not a curated record. Gene Ontology annotation, cellular component: U2 snRNP; U2-type prespliceosome; catalytic step 2 spliceosome. Gene Ontology annotation, molecular function: mRNA binding. The coding region runs from base 157 to 3846 and encodes 1229 amino acids. NCBI's taxonomy places the organism in Eukaryota, Fungi, Ascomycota, Xylonomycetes, Xylonales, Xylonaceae. The transcript is spliced from 2 exons. Gene Ontology annotation, biological process: spliceosomal complex assembly.
CUUCACACGAGAUUCGCCGCUCACCUCGGACUUGAGCUUCGUACCUUCAACAGCAAACAAAUUGCUUCUGCAUGUAGCGCAGACGCGUAUUCGCCGCGGUUUCGCCUCGUUGUUUGUGAGAGCAGAAUUUGAACUUCAGCGAUAGCAGAUAACACCAUGUCUGACGCCGAUUUUGAAACCAUCAGGCGCCUGCAGGCAGAGCGCAAUGCUUUGGCUGGCGGGACGAAAGGUUCAAAGACCUUCGAUGCUUCCAACCAGCGCACUGACGUGUCGACCAAGGCAUCCUUGACUGAGAGCUUCGAUAACGACCUCUACGAGCGCGAAGGCGUUGACAAAUAUGCGGGCUAUAAUACUUCAAUCGCGGCCGAUGGUGAUGAUGAGGAUAUGGAAGAUGGCGACGAUAACACCAGACGACUCGUGGGACAGUAUACGGCAUCGCGCGACCAAAUGAACGAGUUUUCCUCUGGCGCUGGAGUAGAGGAGGAAGAUAUUCUUCUCGGACGGGAGAAGAAGGCCGCCAUUGCAGAUCGCGAGACUGAUUAUCAAAAGCGACGCUUUAAUCGCGGUGCUCUCACACCCACUCGCGCGGACCCGUUUGCGGCUAAUAGCCAAGCUGGCGUUGAAGCUGAAGGCCAGAGCUAUCGAGAGGUCAUGGCCGCUAGGGAGCUGGAAAAGGAGGAGGAGCGAGUCCGAAGAUUAAUUUCAGACAAGCAAGCGAAGGGAGAGGAUGACGUUGUCCACCAUGAAGCUACUUUGAAAAAAGAAGACACGAGCGAUAAAGAGAACAAUGAAGCCGGAUCGACAGUCUCUGUGGCGACGAGCAGAAAGCGAAAGCAGAGGUGGGACGUUAGCUCAGAGACGCCUUCCGCGGAUGCCGCCGGUGCAACGGAAGAAAAACCAAAACGAUCACGAUGGGAUCAAACUCCGGUUCCCGGCGCAGAGGAGGGCCCCAAGCGACGUUCGCGAUGGGACCAGGCUCCAACUCUUACCGGCGCAACGCCCGUUGGCAAUCAAGGGCUUGCCACCCCAAUGCAUCCCUCUCAAGCGGGCGGUGCUCCAAUGCUCCCCACUGCUUUUGGAACCGAUAUAUCCUCUCGUAACGCGCCACUUUCUGAUGAGGAACUUGACCUGAUGCUUCCUUCUGAGGGCUACAAGAUACUCGAUCCCCCGCCUGGCUAUGAGCCUAUUCGUACCCCUGCUAGAAAGCUUAUGAGCACUCCUGCUCCCAUGGGUGGUGCGGGUGGCUUGGGCGGCUUCAUGAUGCAGGAGCCUGAAAGUGCCCGCAUGCUUGGAAAGCAGAUGCCGACGGACAUUCCUGGAGUCGGAGACCUGCAAUUCUUCAAGGCCGAGGACAUGACUUACUUUGCAAAGUUGGUAGAUGGUGCUGAUGAGAAUUCCUUGUCUGUGGACGAAUUGAAGGAACGCAAGAUUAUGCGAUUACUUCUCAAGGUCAAGAAUGGAACACCACCUAUGCGAAAGACUGCGUUGCGUCAACUUACAGACAAUGCUCGCCAAUUCGGUGCUGGUCCGCUCUUCAACCAAAUUUUGCCAUUACUUAUGGAGAAGACCCUGGAGGACCAAGAACGGCAUUUGCUUGUCAAAGUCAUUGACCGUAUUCUUUACAAGCUCGAUGAUCUAGUCCGGCCAUAUGUCCAUAAAAUUCUCGUCGUUAUCGAGCCUCUCCUUAUCGACCAAGACUACUACGCCCGUGUUGAAGGACGCGAAAUUAUCUCCAAUUUGAGUAAAGCCGCCGGUCUCGCACACAUGAUUAGUACGAUGCGUCCCGAUAUUGACCAUGUCGACGAAUAUGUUCGGAACACAACUGCGCGUGCUUUCGCCGUAGUCGCUUCUGCUCUGGGAAUUCCGGCUUUGCUGCCAUUCCUACGGGCCGUCUGUAGGAGCAAAAAGUCCUGGCAAGCUCGUCACACGGGUGUCAAGAUUGUGCAGCAGAUCCCAAUCUUGAUGGGUUGUGCCAUUCUUCCACAUCUGAAGGGCUUGGUAGACUGCAUUGGGGAUAAUUUGAAUGAUGAGCAAGCUAAAGUUCGCACUGUCACCAGUUUGGCUAUUGCUGCACUUGCUGAAGCUGCGAAUCCAUACGGUAUUGAGAGCUUUGAUGAUAUUCUGAACCCUCUAUGGACCGGUGCUCGGAAGCAACGAGGAAAGGGUCUCGCUGGUUUCCUCAAAGCGGUUGGAUAUAUUAUUCCUCUCAUGGACGAAGAAUAUGCCAACUACUACACUAGCCAAAUCAUGGAGAUUCUUCUUCGAGAGUUUUCGUCACCUGAUGAGGAAAUGAAGAAGGUUGUCCUUAAGGUGGUCUCGCAGUGUGCCAGCACCGACGGUGUCACAGCUGGCUACUUGAAAGAAAAUGUCCUGCAGGAAUUCUUCAAGAGCUUCUGGGUACGGAGGAUGGCCCUAGACAAACGCAACUAUCGUCAGGUAGUUGAGACCACAGUUGACCUGGGCCAAAAGGUCGGAGUCGGAGAGAUCAUCGAGAGAAUCGUGAAUAACCUGAAAGACGAAAGCGAAGCAUAUCGCAAAAUGACAGUAGAGACUGUCGAGAAGGUCGUCGCCAGUUUGGGCGCCGCUGAUAUUGGCGAGAGACUGGAAGAGCGUCUCAUUGACGGUAUACUGCACGCUUUCCAGGAGCAAAGCGUCGAGGACAUUGUCAUGUUGAACGGUUUCGGCACCGUUGUCAACGCACUUGGAACGCGAUGCAAGCCUUACCUCCCACAAAUUGUCAGUACGAUUCUCUGGCGGCUGAACAACAAGUCAGCUACUGUGCGACAGCAAGCAGCCGACCUCAUCUCUCGUAUUGCCAUGGUCAUGAAGCAGUGCGGCGAGGACGCUCUCAUGGGAAAACUGGGUAUCGUUCUCUACGAAUAUCUCGGAGAAGAAUAUCCCGAAGUCCUUGGAUCUAUCCUCGGUGCUCUUCGAUCCAUUGUCACCGUUGUUGGUAUCAAUUCCAUGCAGCCGCCAAUCAAGGACCUCUUGCCCAGACUGACACCCAUUUUACGAAACCGUCACGAGAAGGUCCAAGAGAACACCAUCGAUCUUGUGGGUCGUAUUGCCGACCGCGGACCCGAAAGUGUUAAUGCGAGAGAAUGGAUGAGAAUCUGCUUCGAGCUUCUCGACAUGCUCAAGGCUCACAAGAAGGGCAUUCGUCGUGCAGCCAACAACACCUUUGGCUUCAUUGCCAAAGCUAUCGGUCCGCAAGAUGUCCUCGCCACGCUACUGAACAACCUGCGAGUCCAGGAACGUCAGUCGCGUGUCUGCACGGCCGUGGCCAUCGGUAUUGUCGCAGAAACUUGCGCGCCAUUUACUGUCCUACCGGCCCUGAUGAACGAGUACCGUGUUCCCGAACUCAACGUCCAGAACGGAGUGUUGAAAUCACUCUCUUUCCUCUUCGAAUAUAUCGGCGAAAUGGCCAAGGACUACGUCUACGCAGUCACUCCCUUGCUCGAGGACGCCCUUAUCGACCGAGACCAAGUCCACCGCCAGACGGCCGCCUCUGUGGUCAAGCAUGUUGCGCUCGGUGUUGUCGGUCUAGGCUGCGAAGACGCCAUGGUCCACCUGCUCAACCUGCUCUAUCCCAAUCUGUUCGAAACGAGCCCUCACGUCAUCGACCGUAUCAUUGAAGCCAUCGAGGCUAUCCGUAUGGCAGUCGGCUCUGGGCUGGUUCUCAACUACGUCUGGGCAGGCCUUUUCCACCCUGCUCGCAAAGUCCGCCAGCCAUACUGGCGUCUCUACAAUGAUGCUUAUGUACAGGGCGCGGAUUCCAUGGUUCCUUACUAUCCGACUUUCGAUGACGACAAAUUAGCGCGGCACGAACUAGGAAUCAUCAUUUGAUUGCACUUUGCGAAUCAUCUGCUUGGCUUGGGAGGAGCGGGGGAAAAAAGAUUGCAAUUAUUUUCUUUUUCUAAAGGGGUUCUCGGGUUCUCGGGUAUGGCGUUUAAUUUUCCCCACUGUUUGUAGCUGUUUUCGGAUACUUUCCGGUUUAUUAUCUUUUUUAUCUUUCAUUAUUACUUGUUUCCCCUUUCUUCCUUUUUUGAUAAGAGUAUGUACCAUGUAGCCUUCAAACGGUCAAUGAGAGAGUAAGAGAUGUAGUAACAAAAGACAACAAUUAAUGCCAAGACAACUGAAUAUAUACGUGAAGCUCC